GAGUAUGGCCCGGCCCAUGAUUCAAUAGCAUCUUCCUUCUUCCCGCCCAUUCCCCUCUCUCUCGUCUCUCUCUCUCUCUCUCACGCGAUUUUCAUCGAAUUUGUUCCAGAAACAUCAGUGAAAUAUGGAAAGACCUCUCUUUCUAAAGCCAUUGAGCAUUCAAGAUGAAAAUUCUGUCAUCCACCGUAAAAAAGUGGGUGCUGAUGGCAUAUCCAAGACAUCGGGGCCAUUAGCAAAGAAGAGUGGAGUUGUACGUGAGAGUCGUAAAGCUCUGAAUGACAUUACUAAUAAGUCGUCUAUUCGUCCUGAGACAACCUCCAAGAGUAAAAAGUCAGGAAAGAAACAGUCUAAAGUUGUUGAAAAUGGAUAUUCAAAUCAGCAAGUUUUGGAGUGUGAGGCACUGUCUAAGAAAAAGAUUUCAGUACAUGAGAAAUUGAACAUUGCGGAAGAAGGUUUCUUGCACGAUCACAGUAAGUGCAUUGAUGCACAAAAAGCAGCAGCAGCGUCACAACUUAAUUUCUGGGACACAGUUCUUCCUGGACAUGAUUCAACAGACCUGAUAAUGGAACGGCCAAAGGGUGAUCCUGAUAACUGCUAUCCCAAACUGGAAGAGUUAUCCAUGCUCGAGUUUUCUGAUUGGUUCAAGCCUCAUUGGAAGUCUCCUCCUCCUUCACCACUACACCAGGAUUCUCCCUCUGCGUGGGAGUUUGAGGCAGUCGAGUUACUACUCAAGGAAGACGAUUAUCACGUAGGACGUGAUGUUAGUUUGUAAUAGAAAAUCGAACUUUCUGUUAAGUAGAAAGCUGAUAGUUUUGUGAUCAGUGUGCUAUUGCUGGUCCAAAUUGCUAUAAAUAUUGGUAGUUGUGUUUAAGAUGGGAUUCAACUCUUGCAUAGCGGUGAAUUCAUGGAUGUUGGUUUAUGUAUUGAUAUUUUGAAUACCAUCACUCGUGAUUUGCUUCAUUGAGC
Messenger RNA from Salvia miltiorrhiza (redroot sage), 966 nucleotides. RefSeq names its product protein PATRONUS 2-like. Lineage: Eukaryota; Viridiplantae; Streptophyta; Magnoliopsida; Lamiales; Lamiaceae. Gene Ontology annotation, biological process: regulation of mitotic cell cycle. The transcript is spliced from 5 exons. The record is from RefSeq and is a predicted model, not a curated record. Bases 125 to 772 code for a protein of 215 amino acids.